Marasmius oreades (fairy-ring Marasmius) is the source of this 936-nucleotide messenger RNA. RefSeq lists its product as uncharacterized. The record is from RefSeq and is a predicted model, not a curated record. Bases 41 to 736 code for a protein of 231 amino acids. The transcript has 3 exons. Lineage: Eukaryota; Fungi; Basidiomycota; Agaricomycetes; Agaricales; Marasmiaceae.
CUUUCCUUUCAAACCUCCAUCAUCGCUGCGACGUUGAGCAAUGGAUUCGCCUUUAGACAAGCUCGAAUCUCAGGUUUGGCUCACUCUUGAUAGUAAUGAAUCAAUAGAACAACUGCUAGCCUUUCCUCGAACAUCCGGACAUACAAAAGCUCUCACAACACCGCCUCGCUCAAGGUCAGCAUCAACGUCGACGCCUCCACGUCAACCUAGAAAGCUUCGCUACAAGAGAUCUUCCCGACUUCCAGCAGGAUGUCCAGCAGAAGCCGCUCUUCAGAGUCUCUUGGAGUCAACCCAUAUUUCUGAUUCUUCGCCGAAACACCGGUCACAAACUACCGUGAAGUCGCUCUUCUCCAUGAAACCUUCCAAUUCACCGUUUCCCUCGAAUCACCCUGCCGUCAAAUGCAAGUCUAUGGCAAGACGGUCAACGUACACUGACGGUGCUCCCGGGAUUCAAAGUUCCUUCGCACGUCCGACGUUCAUCCGCUCGCACAGUACCUCACAGAUUUCACUCGUCUCUGCUCAGGGCGGUUCCGAUUUCUCCUCAAAUUGUGCCUCAAAUGUCCGGUGCAAUGCAGGCAGCAUGCCCGGUCGGGGAGUCAAGCGUGUUCGUAGUAAGAGCGAACAAGGGAACGAAGGCAUUGAGGACUUCAGCUCAGAAAGAUUCGUUCCAAUGAAUGGUUCUUCUGGACGUGGUCACCCUCCCAUCAAGAAGUUCAAGAUGCUUUGUGUUACUUGAACUCUCAGAGAAGCCUUGGUUUUUGGUGUCACUUGUAUUGUCGGAGGAUAUGUUCUGUUUCUUCUAUGGAUUGUGGAUCUCAAUUUACUCGAUUUUAUACUGUGUUGUUUUCUUGCAAUGUACUUACCAGAUUGCCUCUCGGGCGCGCGGUUUACUGGACCAUAUAUUCGAAAUCAGUUGGAUGGGCUGACCUCUCGCAC